Molecule: messenger RNA, 2043 nt
Organism: Daucus carota subsp. sativus
Lineage: Eukaryota; Viridiplantae; Streptophyta; Magnoliopsida; Apiales; Apiaceae
Exons: 2
Coding region: 1-2043 (680 amino acids)
Source: RefSeq, a predicted model, not a curated record
AUGGCUACGGAAGAUAAAGAAGUAAGAAAUGAGAAUGGAUAUUCAAAUCCACUCUUUUUGGCAAACUCAGAUAAUGCAAAAAUACCGUUGGGGAAUGUUAUCUUCAAUGGUGAUAACUUUCUCAACUGGAGCAGGAGCAUAAAGCUUGCUUUAGGAUCCAAGAACAAGCUGGGUUUCUUGGAUGGUAAAGUGAAGAAACCACAGGCAGAUGAUGUAAAAUAUCCACUCUGGAUAAAGAAUGACUACAUGAUAAGAGGUUGGCUCUUCAGAUCUAUGAAUGAGAAGAUUGCUAAUAGUUUCACCUAUAUAGACUCUGUUGAGAGGCUAUGGAAUGAGCUAGAGGAAAGGUACACAGAGACAAAUGCUCCACUCUUGUAUUCUUUGAAGAAACAAGCUAAAAAUUUAGAGCAGGAAAACAUGACUGUUUCCGAGUAUUAUUUCAAGCUAAAGCGGAUCUGGGAUGAAAUACAAGAUGUGGAGGGACUUCCAAAAUGCACAUGUGAGGCAAUGAAGAAAUGCACAUGUGAGCUUUUGAAAAAGUUCAUUGAAAUACAAGAAAGGAACGAAGUUAUAGACUUUGUAAUAGGACUAAAUAAGAAAAAUGAAAAUAUAGCUGGGAACAUUAUGGCAAUGGAGCCAUUGCCAACUCUAAAUAGAGCUUUUCACCUUGUGCAACAAGCUGAGAAGCAAAAACAAGUAGCUGAAAAUCAAUGUGUUGGAGAAGCUAGCGCUUUUGCUAUUGGAAGAAUGAGUCAAGGGAGGCAUUUCUUGAACUCACAGAAAAGAGAGACAAAAGAAAUGAAAAUGAAGAAAUGGUGUGACCACUGUAAGAAAAAGGGGCACACCGUUGAUGAAUGUUUAAAGCUCAUAGGGUACCCGGAAUGGUUUGGAAACCCUGGAAAAGAAAAAACAAAUGGAGGAAACAUAAAAUAUGCAGCUAAUGUAAGAAGAGAAGAGCCUGAGUAUGAACAAGAUGAUCCUUUGGAGAUGGGAUGUGGAAGUGAUAGCGGAAAAGAGAUGAAACCAGAUGGCAAAUUAGUCUCAGCAGUAGUGCAGAAAAUGAUGAAGCUGUUCAAUACACAACAAGCAUCAGGAGGAAAUAACAACAAAAUGGCUAAUUUUGCAGGUAUAAUCUUGGUCUCUAAUGUAGUCAGUAUAGUCAAACCUUAUGAUAAAAAUACAUGGAUCAUAGAUUCAGGGGCAUCUAAUCACAUGUGUGGAAAUAAGAAUAUCUUUCAUAAUUUAAGAAGUUUGGAUUUACCUGUAAGAGUAGGAUUACCGGAUGGAAGUGUUAAGAUUGUUGAUAAGAUGGGUGAUAUUAAAUUAUCUAGAAGAUUGACACUUUACGAUGUGCUCUAUAUUGAUGAAUUCAAUCAUAAUUUACUUUCAGUUAGUAAAUUAAUCAAGACGAGUAAAAUUAAUGUGAUGUUUGAUACAAAAAUUUGUAUCUUACAGGACCCUUCCACUAAGGAGAUAGUUGGGAGAGGAAAGGAGGAAAAUGGGCUUUAUAGACUAGAAGUUGCAAAAGAUGAAGAGAAUCAAGUUGGAGCAAUGAGAUUUUGGAGACAAAGUAAUAAUGUAGUUAUGUGCAAUGAAGCUGUAAAACUCAGUAUUUUACAUGCUAAAUUAGGACAUAGCUCGGUCUCCAAAAUGAGGCACAUUGAGUUUUGUAAUUCAGAUGGUUUAAGGAAUUUCUUCUGUGAUGCGUGUUGUGUAGGAAAGCAUCAUAAACUGCCGUUUAAGCCUAGUAAUGCUAUUGCUAAAAAUAUAUUUGAUCUUGUUCAUGUGGAUUUAUGGGGGCCAAAUAUAACAACCGCGAAAUUCACAAUUACCACUUCUAGUCCACCUGUUUCUGAGAGUGGACUCCCUUUCAUUUCAGACUUUCUUCGACAUUUUGAGCCUACAUCUCUUCCAUAUACCCCUGUUACCACACAUACUUCUGAUCAUUGUCAUUUUGGGACUUCCAUGUCGUCUUUGAUUGGAAAUGCUUCCAUAACAGCUUUGAGUAAUCACACCCCUGUUUACACCAUAUCUGAACCUUGA